AUGAAGGAAAAGGCGGAACGCAGCCGCCUGCCCGGGAGGACCGACGCUCUGAGCGGCGCUGCCGGCCCCGCCGCCGCCAUUUCGCGGCGCCCCCUGCCCUCAGCGCGCGGCCGGGCCCGGGGCAGCGCCGGCGGCUGCUCCCCGCCCCGGGGCGGGCCGGGCGUGAGGCGGGGAAGGGCCUCGGGGCAGCGGGGCCGCUAUAAAGGCAGUGCCGGGGCGGCAGCGAGGCGCGCCAUGGCCAACCUGUCGCAGUGCCUGGAGGAGGGCGCCGGGCGCUGGCCGCCGCGCCCGGCCGGGCUGGAGCUGGGGCUGUACAGCGAGGCGCAGCGGCUGGCGCUGGAGGAGCUGGUGGCGGGCGGCCCCGAGGCGCUGCGGGCCUUCCUGCGGCGGGAGCAGCUGCCGCCCUUCCUCUCGGAGCCCGAGGUGCAGGCCAUCGCGCGGGGCGCCGUGCCGCCCGCCGCGGCCGAGGAGGAGCCGCCGUCGCUCGGCGCCUCGCCGGCCGCCUCCUCGCUCACCUACUUCCCCGAGCGCUCGGACGUGGAGCCGCCGGCGCUGGAGCUGGGCUGGCCGGGCUUCGCCGGCGGCGCCUUCCGCGGGCUGACGCGGGUGGAGGCGCACUUCCAGCCGGGCUGCGGGGAGAGCGGCUGCGGCUGCAAGGAGGCGGUGCGGCGGCAGAUCCGCUCCGCGCGGCAGAUGAUUGCCUUGGUUAUGGAUUCCUUCACAGAUACCGAUAUUUUCAGAGACCUCUUGGAAGCUUGUAGCCAGCGGCAAGUUAAAGCAUAUAUCCUUCUAGAUCAGUCUUCAUUUUCCCACUUUCUGAAAAUGUGCAGAGAUCUGGGAGUUGACCUUGAACAGGAAAAGUCGAUGAGAAUUCGAAAUAUCACUGGGAACACAUACUACACAAGGUCAGGUGCUAAAAUUGUUGGAAAAGUCCGUGAAAAGUUCAUGUUAAUCGAUGGCAUUAGAGUGACAACAGGCUCCUACAGUUUUACAUGGACAGAUGGGAAGCUGAACAGCAGUAACAUUUUGAUCCUGUCAGGCCCUGCAGUUGCACACUUUGACCAGGAGUUUCGGAUUCUUUAUGCACGGUCAAAGCCUGUCAACCUCAAAGAGUUUUCCAGCAGCAAGAAGAGUAAGGUGUUGGAUCAGCUGGUCAGGAUAACAGUGGCUUCCAGAGACUUAACCAGGGAAAACUUCCUGAGAAUGGAGUUUUUGUAUCUUAGAGCAUUUGUAGGAAAUCUAAAAAGGAAGCGAAACUGGCUGCAUGCCUCAAGGGAGGCAGUCUAUGUGUCAAAUAAUGCAAUGCAUGCUUCUCCGCCACUGACUAAGAGGAAUGGCUCUCAAGUUAUGAGACCACACUGGAUCGUAGAGAGAUGAAUUGCAAGUUCACUCACAGUGAGACGCAGAACCUCGAAACCAUGUCCCAUGGUCCACGUCUUACAUGACAUACUGUCUUACAGCAUGUGUGUGCGAGCAGCUGGGAAACCAACCUCAAACUGAGACAAAGGGACACUGGAGUCGUGGUUUCAGUUGAACACUUCUAUACUGCUGAGCAACAGAUACAGUUAUGGUAUUGUCUUAGGCUGAGAAGUGCUUUAAUACCAAAGACAACAGAAUUCCCAGCGCCUGGAAAGCCAUUAUUGACUUGCAGUUUUUCAUUUUUCAACCUGUUCUUGAAUGGUUUAAGCUAAUGGGUUAGCAAUGUCUUGGCUCAGUGGCUCAAACUUUAUUUUCUAUACCCAGAUACCUUAAAUAUGUAUAUAUUGCUUAAAGGGCUUCUCAGGAUGAAUAUCAGGACUGCUGUACAUUUCUGAAAUCACUCUAAGCUUGAUCUUGUGCUCCACAAACCGUUUCAUGACAGAACUGAAGUAGUCAUAAUCUAGAAAAUAGAUAAUUACCAGUCCUAGUUCUCAAAUGUUACGUCUUCUUCACAUGAAGCUGUGCAGCUGGCAGAACGAGUUAACACAUCAGGCCAUCACAGUUUUCUCAUGACUGAAUUUCAAAUUACCUUUUCUCUUUGGUAAUAAGAAUACUUGUUGACCAUCACAAAAAAUCUAUUUUAAAUGCCUGCAAUCAAGGGGUCAUCUUACUAAGAAUUUACUAAUAUUUGUAGCAAAGCCAAAUAAUACAUUUUUUUUGGCAUUACAUACCUAUUUUGUGGUUGCUACUACUGCCUGCUCUUAUGGGGAAAAGCUGAUUAGAUCUGAAAUCUGGAAAGAUGCUGCUACUUCUAAAAAAACCUUACUUCCACCUGACAGGUAAUAAUGUGGAAGUCAGAAGCAUUUAAUUUUAAAAUUUCAUGUCAGCUCAAUUUUUUAAAAAUCCAUUGCUUUCUGGAGAAGAAAAAUAAAUGAAUAAAACACCCUCCCAAACUGUUGUACUUAGAUGCACUGACGUUCCACCAGCCUUCCAGUGCAGAAACUCCUGGUAACCCAACCAUGGUAGCCAUGUCUCAAGAUGUUCUUGGGGCUCUGCUGCUGCAGAAAUCUUGGGUAUAUUCUUGCCUAAGUAGAUUCUUGUGGAUUCUGGGCCUCAAAGGGGAAUCUAUAAACUUAGCUAGGGAAUGUUGUAUGGGUCUAUGUUAAACGCCAGUAGGACAAUAUUAAAUUGAACAUGCGAGUGUACAGAAAUGGUCUUUACUGACAAUGCGAUAAUGUACUGAUUAGGAUACAACUACUGUGUGUCCUUCUACGCUAACAAACACGGAAAUGUAAUAGUUCUGACUCCUAAUUUGUAAAUGUUUAAUAGUUUAUAGGUUAAUAGUCUUAGGUUUUAUCCUGAUGUAAAAAAAAGUUUUAAAUAUAUAUUUUUAUUCUUAACUAUAUUUUCCGUAAAGGCAAAAUGAUAAUUUUGUACUCUAUGCAAAAUGUUGUUUGUGCAAUAUUACUUUCACAGCGAUGAUUGUCUGUAUAUCUGUUUUCUCAAAUACAACUUUUUAACUUUGUUGUUCAUCUCAUUAUUUUAAUAGGGCACUAUUUCCAUAAAGUAGGACUUUUUUCUCAGCAGUUGUUAAUAUAUUGAUGGUACAAACUUCUGUGGUAACAAUUGUGUUUACUUUUGAUAGUGGUUUUUUUUUUUUUUUCAAUCUGACAACUCCAUUGAAAUAAGUAGCUAGAAUUUUAAGAAUGUCUUUUAAAUAUAACUGAAUGAUGGUUUUAUCAGGGGCUUAUCCAGAGACAUAGCAGGAGUUACUGGGAAGUACAGUGUUACAAAGUGUACUCUGCUUUUGUCACCACAGAUGCACUGCUUGUGUGUUAAGUUAUUUAUGGAGAAUGAUUAGGAAUAUAAAAUGUGGUUAAUUUUUUCCUUAAGUGUGAAUUUUUGACAGCAUUACUUAUUGGAAACUAUUACUUUUUUUUUUUUUUAACUCUAUCUUAUACUUAAAUAAUUCAAACUCUAGAUUAAAUUUGAUUCAGUAAUAAUUCUAAUUGGUUGUAAUAACGCUGGCUGUAACUGUUCCUGUAAUUGCUUUCAGUCCCUCAGUUGCCUGGCGUGAAGUGCAAUGCCUCACGUUCGCAGU
This is a messenger RNA of Cygnus olor (mute swan), 3520 nucleotides long. RefSeq names its product protein FAM83D-A-like. Gene Ontology annotation, biological process: positive regulation of cell cycle G1/S phase transition; regulation of ERK1 and ERK2 cascade; protein localization to mitotic spindle. Bases 1 to 1377 code for a protein of 458 amino acids. The record is from RefSeq and is a predicted model, not a curated record. Gene Ontology annotation, cellular component: cytosol; mitotic spindle pole. Lineage: Eukaryota; Metazoa; Chordata; Aves; Anseriformes; Anatidae. The transcript is spliced from 5 exons.